GAAGACUGGAGAUUUCUUUCUUUCUUUCAUUCCUUUCCUCCUGCGAGUGCGAGUGCGAUCCGGGGCAAGGCAAAUCCGAUUCCGAGCUCAGAGGCAUCAGGCGUCGAGUUCGUCGAUCGAUCGCUGCAGAGAAGCAGAGAGAGAUCGAGAGAGAUGUGGGUGGAGAUUCUGUGCGGGCUGUUGGCGUACAAGAUCAUCCGCCGCGUCUUCUUCGCCGACUCCGACGACCCCGCGCACCUCGCCGACCUCGAUUCCGCCCACUCCGACCUCUGCUUCGCCCUCGCCUCCAGGCUCGAGAAGCUCUACUCCGCCCGCUGCUUCGUCGGCCUCCGCAUCCCCGACCCCGACGCCGGCGAGCGCCAGCAUGUCGACCUCGUCCUCCUUACCAACAGGGAGGUCAUGGUAGUGGCUAUCCACAACAUUUCUGGUUUUGUUGAGGUCGAUAAGGAUGGCAACUGGACUUGCCCCAGUGAUAAGAAGAACAAGCAUGGUGUUAUCCCAAACCCGGUACUGCAAGUCAAUAGACUGGCUGCCAAUCUUCAAUCGUACUUGGAGAAGAGGGGAGCAAAACUGCCUGAUGGUCAUAUAACUGGAAAGAUUGUACUGCCAAAUCCCAACUGCAGGCCUUCCUAUGCCAUCACUCUUCAACCAGAAGUUAUCUUGUACGAUCAAUGGAAAGAUCUUAAAGCAGAUUCCAAAGGUGGACUUUCAACAUGGAUUAAAGGUGCAUUCAGUGGAAGCAAAGGUGACAUGCAAGAUUCGUUACUCCAAAAUCUACAUUUCAUUCUCAGCACGUCGCCUAUGUGGGACAGGUUGGAACUCAAAGGGGACAGGAAUAUUCUUGGUGAAUUCAUUGAAUUCAAAGGCAGGCACGAUGAUAUUCAGGCCUUGAAAUGUCUGAAGAGAUCAAAAGUUUGCCGAUUCAUAGUCCAGAAAUCAACUCUGUUUGGAGGUUUUGGUCGGUCAAGAGUGCAAAUAUUGUAUUCACCACGAGAUUAUCGUGCUGAAGGAACUUCAUCCUCUGAAUGGAAAGAGAUAUCAGUGAAACAAUAUACAGAAAUUCUUUUUCAGCCAUUGCACUCGAAAAAAGUUAAGAAGUUCAAGCUGUCAAGUGUUGCUUCUGUGACACUGAGUGCCUAGUGAGUUGAAAUUUUAUCCACGGGGUACUUCCUGUUGCAGUAGUAUAUAGAGUACCUUCCUGGCUUCUGUAUGUGCUCCUCAGUUAAAGUUUGUCUUGUUGUUUCUGUACACCAACCUGUACUUACUUUAAGAUGUCAGUUAGCAUGAAAUUAGAAAAAAAUGAAUGAUUUGAAUAUGCCUCUUAAUCGUUGAUAUUUAGUUUCAUAUC
This is a messenger RNA of Oryza sativa Japonica Group (Japanese rice), 1348 nucleotides long. RefSeq lists its product as uncharacterized. NCBI's taxonomy places the organism in Eukaryota, Viridiplantae, Streptophyta, Magnoliopsida, Poales, Poaceae. The record is from RefSeq and is a predicted model, not a curated record.